Molecule: messenger RNA, 666 nt
Organism: Cryptococcus amylolentus CBS 6039
Lineage: Eukaryota; Fungi; Basidiomycota; Tremellomycetes; Tremellales; Cryptococcaceae
Exons: 3
Coding region: 1-666 (221 amino acids)
Source: RefSeq, a predicted model, not a curated record
AUGGGCGACGAUGAGACAGAAAUCAAAGUCCAUCCCGACUGGAAAGAUGAAUUCACCAAUCCCAACGGCGACACUGAGCUCAUUGCGACCACUGUGACGCUUAUCAGCAGCGAUGAGGUCCAUUUCCAUGUACCCAGAUAUUUACUCAUGGCCAGCAGUCCCGUGUUAAAAAAUAUGCUCUCCCUUCCCGCCGGCAAUGAACCCCAGAACGUCGAACUUUCCGACCGUUUUCUCGAAAACUCUUCGCCGAUUGCGUUCUAUCUUUCCUUGCUGGCUGGAGAGAAUGGGAAGACCACUUUGGAAAACAAACAUCAAGGGAAUAUUGUCAAAACAAGUCACGCUGCUAUACUCUUGGCGGCCAAAUGGGAGUCAGUGCUGGUCUUGAGCGGCAUUGAGGCCGCAUUGGCGUCUUUCAACAUUCCUUCCACUCUCAAGGGACAUAAGGAGGUCCGAGCUUUGGACAUGUUUCUUCUGGCUUCCAAAGGAGACAUGACUAGCAUCGCAGCGGCGGUCAUACAGACGUACAAUCCUCAGGUCGGAGACGGACAGCCCCAACCCAGCUAUUGGGGGCAUCAUCUGAGUCGAGCUCAUGAUGGCCAAAUAUUGAGACUGGAUACUUUGAAUUCUGACAUUUGGGCUGAGCUAGAGACCGACUACAGUCACUGA